AACGUUAGCCUCACGCAGCUCGGAACCGGAUCUGAAAAACAAACAGAAAUAAUAAUAAUAAUAAGAGAAUAAUAAACAGAAUAAUAAACUGAGAGGAAGACAGGAAGAAUAGCGGAAGAGGAAGAGAGAGGAAAGGUAAAACAGGAAACAGCUGAGAGGAGGAAUGAACCAGCUGGACCGUGUGAUAGACGAGGAGGAAGAGGAAGAGUCACAGUGUUGCCAUGACAACAGUGAUGGGACCAAUAACAACCGCCGCAAGAUGGUGUGUCCUGCUGCAGGAGAACAUCCUCUCCAGUAUAAUUACACGUUCUGGUACAGCAGAAGAACUCCGAGUCGUCCGGCCAGUUCUCAGAGUUACGAACAAAACAUCCGACAGAUCGGAACCGUCGCGUCGGUGGAACAGUUCUGGAGGUUCUACAGUCACCUGGUCCGUCCAGGUGAUCUGAGUGGACACAGUGACUUCCACCUGUUCAAAGAAGGAAUCAAACCCAUGUGGGAGGACGAGUCUAACCGCAGUGGGGGGAAGUGGAUCAUCCGGCUCCGUAAAGGUUUGGCGAGUCGGUUCUGGGAGAACAUCGUUCUAGCGAUGCUCGGAGAACAAUUCAUGGUGGGAGAAGAGAUCUGUGGAGCCGUGGUGUCCAUCCGCUUCCAGGAGGACAUCCUGUCGAUCUGGAACCGGACCUCCAGCGAUCAGACGACGACGUCCAGAAUCAGAGACACUUUGAGACGAGUCCUGAACCUCCCGGCGAACACGAUCAUGGAGUACAAGACGCACAACGACAGCCUCAGGGACAACUCGAGCUUCAGAAACACGAAGAUUUCUCUCUGAAGACGACGACGUGUCAGCUGACUGCUCUCGGCCAAUCACGAUGCAGAUCAUCACACUCUGCUCUGUUAUUGGUGGAGGGGUCAGAGGUCACCCUGCUGUGUCUGUGUG
Messenger RNA from Scomber japonicus (chub mackerel), 937 nucleotides. It is a transcript of the gene eif4e2rs1, whose product is annotated as eukaryotic translation initiation factor 4E family member 2 related sequence 1. The coding region runs from base 164 to 829 and encodes 221 amino acids. Gene Ontology annotation, cellular component: eukaryotic translation initiation factor 4F complex; cytoplasm. The record is from RefSeq and is a predicted model, not a curated record. Gene Ontology annotation, biological process: translational initiation. Gene Ontology annotation, molecular function: translation initiation factor activity; RNA 7-methylguanosine cap binding. The transcript has 7 exons. Lineage: Eukaryota; Metazoa; Chordata; Actinopteri; Scombriformes; Scombridae.